AUGUCGUCUCGUAACGCUCCAAGCGGGUGCGUUGCGCCCUCCCCAGCCACUGCUGCUCCGCCUUCGCCCACGAAUCUGCGACUAACUGUUGGGCAAUCGGGCAGUGAGUCGGCCAAUGAACCAGGCGGUGACCUAGAGGAACGAAUUCUCCAGGACGGAUAUUGGGAAUACGGUCGAUUCUAUGGCAGCUGGAAGAAAGGGAAAUACAAUUUUCCAAUUGAUAAGGAGGAGACAAGUAGGCUGGAUAUUCUUCACAAAUACUUCAUCGUAGAAUUAGAAGAUCGCGUUACUUCUGUUCCCCUAGAUAAAGAAGGAUCACCCAAAAUCAUGGAUCUUGGUACGGGCACAGGUAUUUGGGCCUUCCAUGUUGUGGAAGGUUACAUUCCCAAUGCCCAGAUCAUGGCCGUUGAUCUCAAUCAAAUUCAGCCAGCUCUCAUUCCUCGAGGUGUAACCACAAAGCAAUUUGACCUUGAGGAGCCUUCAUGGGAACCGCUCCUCCGCGACUGCGACUUGAUCCAUAUUCGGCUUCUCUACGGCAGUAUCAGAGAUGAUCUGUGGGCCGAUACUUACCGCAAAAUCUUCGAGCACUCGGCCCCUGGAGGCUACAUCGAGCAUCUGGAAAUAGACUGGACACCGCAAUGGGAUGGCGAGGAUCGUCCUACACAUUCGGCUAUUCGUGAAUGGUCCCAGCAAUUUCACCGCGCUAUGCAUCGAUACCGCCGCAGCGUCAAAGUAUCAACCGAAGACACCAAGCGCAUGAUGGAAGCAGCUGGCUUCACCGAGUUUAAAGAGACUACGAUCCGGUGCUAUUUGAACCCGUGGUCUACUGAUCGCCACCAGCGAGAGGCCGCUCGCUGGUUCAAUCUAGCCUUGGGCCUGGGCCUUGAGGCAAUGAGCCUGAUGCCCAUGAUUGACAUGCUGCAUAUGAAGCAAGAGGAUGUUGUAGACCUCUGUAAACGAGUCAAGGCCGAAACUUGCGUUUUGCGCUACCAUACUUACUUUACUCUACACACCUGGACGGCCAAGAAACCCGCUAGCCCGCCCCAAUAA
Trichoderma gamsii is the source of this 1050-nucleotide messenger RNA. RefSeq lists its product as hypothetical. Gene Ontology annotation, molecular function: methyltransferase activity. Lineage: Eukaryota; Fungi; Ascomycota; Sordariomycetes; Hypocreales; Hypocreaceae. The transcript is spliced from 6 exons. Bases 1 to 1050 code for a protein of 349 amino acids. The record is from RefSeq and is a predicted model, not a curated record.